Molecule: messenger RNA, 1479 nt
Organism: Alternaria viburni
Lineage: Eukaryota; Fungi; Ascomycota; Dothideomycetes; Pleosporales; Pleosporaceae
Exons: 5
Coding region: 1-1479 (492 amino acids)
Biological process (GO): transmembrane transport
Molecular function (GO): transmembrane transporter activity
Source: RefSeq, a predicted model, not a curated record
AUGUCUAAGUUCGACGCUGCUCCUCCCAACACACAUGCCGGCGGCGACGACGAUGCGCUCCGCACAAAGGGCAACGACCCGCUCAACGCUCCUCCAACAUACGAUGUCGCCGACGAGAGAAUCAACAUGGAAGAGUAUGCUAGAACAGUUCCAAAGUGGAAGAGAAUAUGGCAGCACAGCUUGACGCAGAUGCUGCUACUCAGUGUGCAGGCUUUCUGCGGUCCUGCGAUGGCUGAUGCUAUUGCUGGCCUUGGCGGAGGUGGUCUCGCUACUCCCCAGACUUCGAACAUCGCGACCGCUGUCAACUACACCAUGCUUGCCGUCUGUUGUGCUCUCGGAGGACCCAUCGUCAACAAACUCGGAACGAAAUGGGCUUUGGUCAUCGGCGCCUGCUCGUUUCCAAUCCGCGGCUCUUCCUACUACUGCAACUCCAAGUUCGGAAACCAAUGGUACUUGAUCUUGGGCGGCUUCAUAACUGGUAUCGGGACCGGUGCUUGGUAUGUUGCAGAAUCCGGAACUAUAAUGUCACUCGCGCCAGCUGGAUCUCGUGGCAAGUACCUCGCUCUUUGGAUCGUUGCUAGAAACUUGGGACAGCUUGUCGGUGGUGCUAUCAAUCUGUCAAAGAACCACGAGAAAGGUGUCGAAGGAGGAGUAACGCCAGAUACCUACGUCGCCUUUUUGAUCAUCGAAUGUAUGGCCUUGCCAUUCGCCUUCCUCAUCUCACCUCUUGAACGAGUCGUACGCUCAGACGGAACGCGUAUCCUCGUCUCUGAGAAGAUCGGUACCAUUAUGGAGUUCAAGCAGAUCAAGAUCACGAUGACGUCGAAGCUUAUUUUGCUUUCCGCAUUCUGGGCCAUAUGGUCGUUCUUCUACAGUGGGACAUGGUCGACCUAUCUUGGAACCUACUUUAGCGUCCGCGCCCGCGCUCUUUCCUCCCUCAUCUCGCCAUUCUUCUGUAUCGUCGGUUGUUUCGGUCUGGGUUUCAUACUCGAUCUCAAGGGUGUUAGCCAGCGUCGUCGUGCACAGAUCGGUCUCUUUACCGUCGUGCUUCUCAACCUCGGUGUCUACAUUUGGUCCAUCGUCAUGCAAGUCGGGUUCAACAGCAAUGACCCAGGCAAGAUCGACUGGGAUGACUCGCUGUAUGCGCGUUCUUUCUUGCCAUACUUCUUUGUGCAGACGACUGGUCCUCUGUCGCAAUCUUACAUGUACUGGCUACUCUCUUCUUUCGCAACAGACGCUCAAGCUUUCCGCUGUCUCGAGGCCAUCGGACAAGCCAUCUCCUACGGAAUGAACACCCAAAUCAAGACAUCCCCUCUCAUCGGCUUCUGCGUCACUUUUGGCUUGAUGGCACUUGCGCUGGGUCCGAUGCUGGUACUGGUGAACCAGACGCCAGAUCGCAUCCCCGCUGAUGUGAUUGCGGAAGAGCAGUACCGCGAAGAGAAGAAGAUCGGUAAUGUGAACGUCGAGACCAAGGUAUAA